Molecule: messenger RNA, 1404 nt
Organism: Verticillium dahliae VdLs.17
Lineage: Eukaryota; Fungi; Ascomycota; Sordariomycetes; Glomerellales; Plectosphaerellaceae
Product: serine hydroxymethyltransferase
Exons: 5
Coding region: 1-1404 (467 amino acids)
Biological process (GO): folic acid metabolic process; tetrahydrofolate interconversion; L-serine catabolic process
Cellular component (GO): cytoplasm
Molecular function (GO): serine binding; glycine hydroxymethyltransferase activity; zinc ion binding
Source: RefSeq, a predicted model, not a curated record
AUGUCUGCCUCCGCCCUCCGAAGCACGUCUCGUGCCUUGCGCCGUUGCGCCUCGCCCGCCGCCGCCGCCAUAAUCAAGAGGCCAACCGCACAUGCUCGAUCGGCGCCUGUCCUCCUGUCGCGUGGAGCUGUCAGGCCGCUGUCUUCCCUGAAUGUCGAGGGACAGCAGCAGCUUCUCUCGAGCAACCUGCAGCAAGCCGACCCGGCCGUCUUCGACAUUAUCGAGAAGGAAAAGAACAGGCAGAAGCACUUCAUCAACCUCAUUCCUUCCGAGAACUUCACAUCUCAGGCUGUCCUUGACGCCCUGGGCAGUGUCAUGCAGAACAAGUACUCCGAGGGCUAUCCCGGAGCAAGGUACUACGGCGGCAAUGAGUUCAUCGACCAGUCGGAACGGCUGUGCCAGCAGCGUGCGCUGGAGGCCUUCGAUCUCGACGCCUCCCAAUGGGGUGUCAACGUUCAAGCCCUCUCCGGUGCGCCGGCCAACCUUUACGUGUAUUCCGCCCUCAUGAACACCCAUGACCGCCUCAUGGGCCUCGACCUGCCUCACGGCGGCCACCUGUCCCACGGAUACCAGACUCCCACCAAGAAGAUCUCAGCCAUCUCCAAGUAUUUCGAGACAGUCCCAUACCGUCUCAACGAGACCACCGGUAUCAUUGAUUAUGACAAGCUCGAGGAGAUGGCCAUCAUCUACCGACCCAAGAUCAUCGUCGCUGGCGCUAGUGCCUACAGCAGCCUCAUCGACUACAAGCGCAUUCGUGAGAUCUGCGACAAGAACCCCAUCAAUUCCUCCGUCUUCCCCGGUCACCAGGGCGGCCCCCACAACCAUACCAUCACGGCCCUUUCGGUCGCGCUCAAGCAGGCCCAGACCCCCGAGUUCCGCGCCUACCAGACCCAGGUCCUCUCCAACGCAAAGGCCCUAGCCCACCGCCUCGGAGAGUCCAAGGAGAAGGGUGGCCUCGGCUACAAGCUCGUUGGCGGCGGCACGGAGAACCAUCUCGUGCUGCUCGACCUCAAGCCCCAGGGCAUUGACGGCAGCCGCGUCGAGCGUGUGCUGGAGCUCGUCGGCGUCGCGUCCAACAAGAACACCGUGCCUGGUGACCGCUCGGCGCUUGUACCCGGCGGCCUGCGUAUCGGCACCCCGGCCAUGACGACGAGGGGUUUCAGCGAGGAGGACUUUGGCCGCGUCGCUGAUAUCAUCGACCGCGCCGUCACCAUUGCUGUGCGCAUCGAUAAGGCGGCCAAGAAGGCGGCCGCCGAGCGCGGCGAGAAGAAGCCUGGCCUGCAGCGCAUCUUCAUGGCACACCUGGGCAACGGCGACUCGGACCCCGAGAUUGUGCAGCUGCGGUCCGAGGUGUCCGACUGGGUCGGAACCUACCCUCUUCCCUGGGUGUCCUCGCGCGCAUAG